AUGGUAGAGGUUGUUACAGGAACCACAACAUCACGUAGAAGUAAAACCAAAUACCCAGAAUGGCUGACGUGGCUAACUGAUGCUUCUGAUACGACUACCACAUCCUUUUUUGAGAACUUAAAAUCUUCUGCACCUUCGCAAAGUCCAUUAACGUCUGUUUCUACGCUUGAAAUGACUCAAAGUGCACCCAAAGGCAAUAAGUUGAAGUCAAAAGUUAACUCUUGCUAUAUGUGCGGAGUCUUGAAGAUGGGAAUACCGAGAAAUCAAGAAUGCUACCAAGUUUUUGAUUCGCCUGAUCUAAGAUACCGAUAUAAGAAAAAACGGUUUCGUGUAAAGUGCGUCCAUAACUCGGUAACUUACUGGUCUGGUCGAAACUUCUAUGGACCGUUCUUUCGCGGUGGUUGCUUCAAACGAUUCCUUGAUAUAGGAACAAUUUACAAUGAACGAGGAUGUCGGGUCAACUCUGAAUGGUCGAAGCGAGGUACUUACGCCUCUAAUAGGUUUAGAAAAUUGGAAAAACUGCUGAAUAAAAUAGAUGAUGGAUGUGUUUCGAGUCCCCAUGCAUCGCUUACUCCCUUUAGUCGAGCUAUUUCUUUAUAUGCGAGGAAUUCAGAAAAGAAAUCAGUGGAACCAUAA
This is a messenger RNA of Pieris macdunnoughi, 636 nucleotides long. The record is from the annotation of a GenBank genome assembly. NCBI's taxonomy places the organism in Eukaryota, Metazoa, Arthropoda, Insecta, Lepidoptera, Pieridae.